UCUUGUAGUUUUGAACUUUUUUAUUUGAAAAAAUUAAUGACUCUAAUCUUGCUUUAGGCGAAGAAGUACGGAGAAGAAUUUUUACUGACUUGCUUAGCAAGUCACGUGACUGACAACUUGUCAUUUACUUCUUUUUUCCUUCUUGUUUUUGUUUAUCUCCAGCUUUUCGGUUUUCCUCCUUCGAGCGUUAAAUUCUCUUAGUGAGAAAGAUUGAGAAGGAAUUAAAUAUGGGUGUCCAAAGCGGACAGUUACGUUUUUCAGGCAGAGUUGCUGUUGUCACCGGUGCUGGUGGAGGACUUGGAAGAGAAUAUGCUUUGUUACUUGCUGAGCGAGGAGCGGCUGUUGUUGUUAAUGAUCUUGGUGGAACCAGGAGUGGAGAAGGAAAAAGUUCGGCAGCAGCAGAUGCAGUGGUAAAAGAAAUUAAGGCCAAAGGAGGAAAAGCAGUAGCAGAUUAUAAUUCCGUUGAAGAAGGGGAGAAAAUAAUAAAAACUGCUGUUGAUAAUUUUGGACGUAUAGAUAUUCUCAUCAAUAAUGCUGGUAUUUUACGAGAUAAAUCUUUUGUGAACAUUUCACUUGAAGAUUGGGAUCUUAUUCACAGAGUUCACUUAAGAGGUUCUUUUAUAGUUACCAAAGCAGCUUGGCCUUACUUUAGGAGACAAAACUAUGGAAGAAUUAUUAUGACAGCUUCAGGUGCUGGAAUUUAUGGAAAUUUUGGACAAUCAAAUUAUUCUGCUGCAAAACUUGGAGUUUUAGGAUUGUCUAAUACUCUUGCAAUUGAAGGGAAGAAGUACAAUAUUCAUUGUAAUACUAUUGUUCCUAUUGCGGCAUCGAGGUUAACUCAAGAUAUUUUACCUCCUGAUAUAUUUGACCAAUUAAAACCAUCUUGUGUGAGUCCUGUGGUAGCUUGGCUGUGCCAUGAGUCUUGUGAAGAUAAUGGUGGAGUAUAUGAAGCUGCCGGAGGCUGGGUAGGAAAAUAUCAAUGGCAGAGAUCAGCUGGAAAAGCUUUCAUACCCCCAGAGACUUUAACAGUUGAAGCUGUUAGGGACAACUGGUCUAACAUUAUUGAUAUGAGUGACUCAACUUCGCCAUCAAAUCUUCAGGAUCAAACUGUUUCUCUUAUGGAAUCUCUUAGUGGCCAAUCCAAACCUAAGCCAAGACCUACUAAAGUAUCUCAUGAUGAUCCUGAUGUGUUCCGUUAUGAUCAUGAUAAAGCAAUUUUAUAUGCAUUAGCAGUUGGCAUGUCUGUCAAAGAACCUUCAGCUCUUGAUUUCUUGUAUGAAAAUGCAGAUAACUUUAAAGUAUUGCCAACAUUUGGAACUAUUGUUGGUAUGAACACUUUAUUUAGCUCAGAAGUUUUACGGGAACAAAUUGAAAAGCUUAAUGGUGAUCCAACAAGAUUACUACAUGGGGAACAGUAUUUAGAAUUGUAUCAGCCAUUCCGACCUUCAGGUGUUCUUACUUCUAAAUGUCGUUUAGUUGAUGUUCUAGAUAAAGGAUCUGGUGCUGUUGUCAUUGUUGAAGAGGAUACUUUUGAUGAAAAUAAUCAACUGGUAAUGCGCAGUGAAUGGACCAUCUUUCUGGUUGGUGCUGGUAAUUUUGGUGGUAAGAGAUCUACUGACAAAGGCAAGAAAGUUCAGUCUCUACCAAAUCGUAAACCAGAUGCUGUAAUUGAAGAAAAAACCUCUGUUGAUCAGGCAGCUUUAUAUAGACUGUGUGGUGAUAAAAAUCCUAUGCAUAUUGACCCAUCUUUUGCUGCUAUUGGAGGAUUUUCUGAACCAAUUCUCCAUGGCUUGUGUUCUUUAGGUUAUGCUACUAGGCAUGUAUUGAAACAGUUUGCUAAUUACGAUGUGAACUUAUUCAAAGCAGUUAUGGCAAGAUUUGCAAGUACGAUACUUCCUGGACAAACUUUGCGAACUGAAAUGUGGAAAGAAAAUAAUAGGAUACAUUUUGAAAGCAUGUGUGUGGAAACAGGCAAAAAAGUUAUUUCAGGAGCUUACAUUGAUCUGAUUGGGACAGCUAAUGCCACCAAUGGACCUGCAGUAUCGAUGCCUGUUAAAUCAGGACCAGCAUUAAAGAGCAAAUUUAUUUUUAAAACAAUGGCAGACCAACUAGCUCAAAUGCCUGAAUUAGCUUCUAAAAUACAAGCUGUGUAUGAAUGGAACAUUUUACAAAAUGGCAAAACUGCAGCUACAUAUACUGUUGAUUUAAAAAAUGGACCAGGGAAAAUUGUAGAAGGCACUAUCAAUGGAAUAAAACCUGGGUGCACUCUGAUUAUGGAGGAUGAGGAUAUGCUUGCAUUAGUUACUGGAAAAUUGGAUCCUCAAAAGGCUUUCAUGUCUGGAAAACUAAAGAUCAAAGGCAACAUUAUGCUGACUCAGAAACUCAAACCGUUGUUAUCAGCACGACCAAAAGUUGAUCUAACAAAACCUCAAAAUGAACCUAAAGUUGACUUAAAAUGUGACAAGAUUUUUGAAAAAUUGGCUGAGAAAUUAAAAAAAAAUCCUGAUUUAGCCAGCUCAAUAAAAACUAUUUACCAGUGGAAUAUAAAGAAGGAUGGGAAAGUUGUAUCUACUUGGACGCUGGAUCUAAAAAAUGGCCCUGGAUCAGUCUACAGAGGAACUCCCAAGAAUGAUAAACCAGAUUGUACAUUCAUAUUAGAAGAUGAUAUUUUCACAAAAAUUAUGGAUGGAUCGGAAGAUCCUCAAAGGGCAUUCAUGUCAGGUAAACUUAAAAUCACUGGGAAUGUUCUUGCUUCUCAAAAAUUACAAGCAAUCUGGGAGAAUCCAGAAGAAGAAGAUGAAAAGAUGUCCUUUGCUCCAUAUAAGGGUGAAGAGCCACCUAUCGCCAUGAAAGCUGAUUUUGUGUUUGAGGCAUUUGCAGAGCGUUUGCAUGAAGAGCCUGAACUUGCACAGAAGAUAAAAGUUGUAUACCAUUGGAAUGUCCUUCAGUCAGGAAAGAAAGGCUCUGAAUGGACUGUUGAUUUGAAGAGUGGCUCUGGUUCAAUUUAUCGAGGACCACCCAAAUCUGGAAAAGCUGAUGUUACGCUGACAAUGGAAGAUGAAGAUGUUAUUCUCAUGAUGUUAGGAAAACUUAAUCCUCAAAGGGCAUUCAUGACUGGCAGAUUGAAAAUUAAAGGUAACAUUAUGUUAACACAAAAACUGAAUCAGCUUUGGCAAGAAAUUUUGAAAUCGGGCCGUGCAGUGGAAUUGCCUGUUUUGUCUGCUAUUUUGGGUGAUAAGCCUUUUGAUCCUACUCUGAGAAGUGAAACUAGCUUUGUGGAAUUAGGCAAGAGAGUAUCCAGGCAACCAGAGUUGAUUACAAAGUUAAAUACUGUUUUUGAAUGGAAUGUUACAAAGGAUGGCAAGAAAAAGACACAAUGGAUCUUGGAUUUGAAGAGUGACAAAGUUAUGUUGUGCCGUGGACCUGCAAAGGAAGGUGUAAAACCUACCAUUUCAAUUACCAUUGAUGAUGAUGUCUUUGCUGACUGGAUUCAAUACAAAAAGAAUCCAAAUCAAGUUUUGUCUGAUAAAGGAACAAAAAUAGAAGGUGAUGCAUCUGUCGUAUCGAAACUUUUUGAUAAUCUUAAAGUAGCAUCAAAAUUAUAAGACUGUGUGCUUGGAAGGCGAUAUAUUAAAUGAUUAAAUUUUUGCACAGAAAUAUAUUUCAAUCACAUUUGAAAGUGGGCUGACAUACAGAUAUAUAUGUAUGGAAACUUAAAAAUUUUUUUAUUAUAUCGUUCAGUAUUUUUACUUUAUAGGAUGUACAAAGGUAUAUUUUUAUAUGCAAAAGUUUAUAUCAAAUAUGGCAUUAUAUUAAUUUUUUUUAAAUAUGAAUAUUUUAUUAAUGGUUGCAAUGUUUAGGGCUGUAUAUGGCUUUUCUACUUUAAUUAAUAUUUCUUUGUUAAAUUCUUUUUCUUUGUGUUUGUUGUAUGUAUGUUUGUUAUAAUAAAAAGUUUAUUAGAAAGUU
Argiope bruennichi is the source of this 3966-nucleotide messenger RNA. RefSeq names its product peroxisomal multifunctional enzyme type 2-like (gene Mfe2). The record is from RefSeq and is a predicted model, not a curated record. The transcript has 32 exons. The coding region runs from base 228 to 3605 and encodes 1125 amino acids. Lineage: Eukaryota; Metazoa; Arthropoda; Arachnida; Araneae; Araneidae. Gene Ontology annotation, molecular function: oxidoreductase activity.